AUGGCCGCCUCUCCCACCCCCUCGCUGGAUUCACUCCCGGGCGCAUCGAACUCGAUCGGUUCGUUCGGUGAACCGGCCGACUAUCUGUCGGACUCACCCCUCACGACACUGAGCGGUGGCUCGGGCACCACCUCCGGUUCGUCGCCACCGGCCAGCGAUUCGGCCAUCUGCGAUGACUUUGCCACCUCGUCCAGCCUCGAGUCGGCCCAGUCCAACAACGGCUCGUCGGAGUCACUCUUCCCGCGCUGCACCGGCUGCAAGAGCAAACAAUCGGACGCGGUCGCCAAGUGCAUCGAUUGCGUCAACUUCCUGUGCGCCAACUGCGUCACGGCGCACCAGUUCAUGCACUGCUUCGACGGCCACUCGGUGUACCGGAUCGCCGGCACCGGAACCGUCGGUGGCACGAUCGGUGGUUCGAUCGGUUCGAUCGCCCCACCGGCCACCUCAUCACUCACGGGCACGGGCACCACACUGACGCUUACGCCAACCCUCGGCGGACUGCUCGGUGGGGUCGGCGGCGUGCUGGAUGCACCACCCGGUCUACUGGGCGGCGGCAAGGCACCAGGGGGCGGCGGUUUUGAGGCGGCCCAUCCACGCCUCAGCUCGCUCAACCUGACGAUCAAGGACGACGCCAGCAGUCUGGUGAAAUCGAUCAUGAACAACGUGAUAACACCGCCGACCUCCAACGGUACCGGGGCCGGAACGAACAGUAUCGGGGGCAGCAACAGCAGUCUGGUGGGCACGACGUUCGCCAACGGUGCCGGCGGUGGCCUCAGUAACGGUUCGUCGGCGGAUCUGCUCAUCUCGAACGGUGGCCUCGUCGGUGGCCUGCUCGGUGGUGGACUGAUCGGUGGCGGUCUCGGUGGACUACUAGGCGGUGGCGGCGGUGGUGGCCAGAAGCCCAACUACUUCUGCAAGCGGCACCCGACCGAGCUGCUCAAGUUCUUCUGCCGCACGUGCAGCGUGCCGGUGUGCAAGGACUGCAUGCUGAUCGAGCACCCGAGCGGGGUGCACGAGUGCGAGCACAACAGCGACACGACGCCGAAGCAGAUCGAGAGCCUGCUGCACACGGUCUCGGAGGUGCGCAGCAAGGCGCAGGAGCUGCGCUCGCUGAUCAAGAACGUCGAGCACAACAGCCAGCGGAUCCAGGUGCAGUACCACAAGGCGCAGAACGAGAUCAACGACACGCACCAGUUCUACCGGUCGAUGGUGGACGAGCGCAAGGCGGAGCUGCUGAAGGAGCUGGAGAACUUCUACAACGCCAAAACGGUCUCGCAGUCGGUGCUGCUGAACCGCAGCCAGGAUCAGGUCGACAAGGUGCUGCAAAGCUGCGAGUUCGUCGAACGGCUCACCAAGUGCGCCGGCCCGUCCGAGACGGUGAUGCUGCGCAAGUUCAUGGACAACAAGAUGCAGCUGUUCCCGUCGAUCACGCAUGAUCUGCAGGCCUCGUAUGAGCUCGAGUUCGUGUCCAACUAUCAGGCCAUCCAGAUCGGGGUGCGCAACACGUACGGCUACAUCCGCUCGAACUCGGACCUCACGAGCACCGCCACAAAGCAGCCCCCGAUUGCGCGACCCACCUCGACCACCAACUCCGGCGGCGGCGGCGGCGGCGGCGGCGGGGGGUCGAUGAUGCUGACCAAUGGCGGUGGUGGUGGCUCUGGUGUGCGAAGCGUCAGCCCGUCCAACAGCAGCACCGGAAGUCUGAAUCUGAUGCAUCCUUCGAACGGCGGUGGUUCCCUGUUGCUCAACGGCGGCGGCGGCGGCGGUGGUCCGCAUCUUCUCGAUCACCAUCACCAUCAUUCCGGGCAUCAUCAUCAGGCGCACCAUCAUCAGCAACAGCAGCAUCAGCAGCAGCAACAACAUCAGCAGCAGCACCAGCAUCAGCGUGGGUUCGGUGGCCACAGUAACGGGCUGUCGACGUCCCCGCUCUCCAGUGGUGGCCUGUGUCUGGCCAACGGAAGCGCGUUCGAUACGAACCUCAUCUCGAAGCGCUUCAACAGUGCCAACAGUCUGGGACCGUUCGUCGGCGAACCGGGCGGUGGCGGCCUCGGCCAAACGCUGACCGGUGGCUCGGGCAAUCCGUACGAAAAGUGGAGCAACGGUGGAACGGGUGGUGGCGGUGGGAGCGGUGGAGCCGAUCUGUUCGGUACCCUCGGCGAUCAGUACUCGAUCCCGCUGAACCCGAUCGGUGGUGGUGGUGGUGGUGGCGGCGGUGGCGGAGGUGGUGGCAACAGUAACGGCAACAGCAACAACAACAGCAACGGCAACGGGCAGGAUUCGGGCGUGUCGGCGGCAGCGGCCGCGGCCGCCAUGAUCGACCUGUCGGCCAAGCUGAUGUCGACGAGCAUGUUCCCGCCGAAGAGCCAGAUCAAGCGCCAGAAGAUGAUCUACCACUGCAAGUUUGGCGAGUUCGGCGUGAUGGAGGGCCAGUUCACCGAGCCGAGCGGGGUGGCGGUGAACGCACAGAACGACAUCAUCGUGGCCGACACGAACAACCACCGAAUCCAGAUCUUCGACAAGGAGGGUCGCUUCAAGUUCCAGUUCGGUGAGUGCGGGAAGCGCGAUGGGCAGCUCCUCUAUCCGAACCGGGUGGCGGUGGUGCGCACUUCGGGCGACAUCAUCGUGACCGAGCGGUCACCGACGCACCAGAUCCAGAUCUACAACCAGUACGGCCAGUUCGUGCGCAAGUUUGGCGCCAACAUCCUGCAGCAUCCGCGCGGCGUCACGGUCGACAGUAAGGGCCGCAUCGUGGUGGUCGAGUGCAAGGUGAUGCGUGUCAUCAUCUUCGAUCAGUCCGGAAAUGUGCUGCAGAAGUUUGGCUGCAGCAAGCACCUCGAGUUCCCGAACGGGGUGGUCGUCAACGAUAAGCAGGAGAUCUUCAUCAGCGACAAUCGGGCGCACUGCGUCAAGGUGUUCAACUACGAGGGCCAGUUCCUGCGGCAGAUCGGCGGCGAGGGUGUCACCAACUACCCGAUCGGGGUCGGCAUCAAUGCGGCCGGCGAGAUACUGAUUGCGGACAAUCACAACAACUUCAACCUGACCAUCUUCACGCAGGACGGCCAGCUGGUGUCGGCGCUCGAGAGCAAGGUCAAGCACGCCCAGUGCUUCGAUGUGGCCCUCAUGGACGACGGCAGUGUGGUGUUGGCGAGCAAGGACUACCGGCUGUACAUCUACCGCUACGUCCAGGUGCCCCCGAUCGGUCUGUAA
Anopheles cruzii is the source of this 3207-nucleotide messenger RNA. RefSeq names its product brain tumor protein (gene brat). The record is from RefSeq and is a predicted model, not a curated record. Gene Ontology annotation, molecular function: protein binding; translation repressor activity; mRNA 3'-UTR binding. Gene Ontology annotation, biological process: negative regulation of translation. The transcript has a single exon. Lineage: Eukaryota; Metazoa; Arthropoda; Insecta; Diptera; Culicidae. The coding region runs from base 1 to 3207 and encodes 1068 amino acids.